This is a messenger RNA of Bombina bombina (fire-bellied toad), 699 nucleotides long. RefSeq names its product myosin-6-like. The transcript is spliced from 6 exons. Bases 1 to 699 code for a protein of 232 amino acids. NCBI's taxonomy places the organism in Eukaryota, Metazoa, Chordata, Amphibia, Anura, Bombinatoridae. The record is from RefSeq and is a predicted model, not a curated record.
AUGGCUUCUACAGUACCAGAAACCCAAGAAGCUAACAGCUGUAUAUUGUCUUCGCAGAAGCAGGAAAAACUACUGGGGUGUGCAGAACAGAAUACACAAAUAUUGGAAGUAAAUCAUCACUUGGAGAUUAAGGUGGAAACUUCAGAAAGUUCAGAACAGCUGAGAGAUCCAACUAGCACAUCAGAAGCCAAAAUCUUAAACUCUAAGGAAGUUGCUGAAGAACCAAACACUCUCACUUCAAAGGGAGAGCAGGCUGCUGAGGAAAACAGGAGAAAUCUUACACAAGAUUUUGAAAAAGAGGAUGAAAUUGUUAUUAAAAUAUUAUUACAAGAUGAUAUAGAGCAUCAAGAGACACUGAAAACCCCAAGUCAGGAAGAUACAAUUCUAGAUUCUUCAAAGGUGAACGUUACAGAAGAGAAGGCAGAACUGGAUAAAAUGACCUUUGAGAAAAGGGACAGCAAUGAGAAGCAGAAGGGGAAUCUGGAAGAAGUUAUCAAAAAAAAGGAUUUGGAGAUCAGUUCAUUAGGCAUGAAGCUUGAAGAGGAACGCUUGCUAACUAUGGAGCUACAAAGAAAAAACAAGGAAUAUCUGGUUCAUAUUGAAGAGCUGGAGGAUGAACUGGAGGCAGAAAAAUGUAUUAGAGCCAAGAGCGAUUUUGUAUUGCAAGUUGUUUUAAUAGACAAAGGCAGACAAUGUUGA